Molecule: messenger RNA, 3069 nt
Organism: Drosophila suzukii
Lineage: Eukaryota; Metazoa; Arthropoda; Insecta; Diptera; Drosophilidae
Source: RefSeq, a predicted model, not a curated record
GUUGCGGCAGUCAAAACUGUGUCGCUCCCCAGGCUAGAGCUGUGUGGAGCUCUACUGCUAUCCGAGAUAGCCGAAUCCGUGCUUCCAAAGAUGCCGAUGCUGUCAUCGAAACUCCAUUGUUGAACCGAUUCUACGAUUGUGCUGGCAUGGUUAGCCAAACCAGCAUGCCAUUGGACAACGUGAGUGGCCAACAGGGUAACAAAGAUAACCCAAUCCACAGGGGCAGCUAAUAGGUCGCAUGUCCAAUCCGAACAUAAUCCAGCUGAUAUGGCUAGUCGGGGAGUGCCCCUUCAGAAACUGCUGGAUAACCCUCUUUGGUGGCACGGACCCACUUGGUUGCAAACGGCCACGGGAUCAAUGACUGGUGACCGAGGUAGGAAAGCGUGCCGCUAAGGCGCAUGUGGCGUCUAUUCCGACGGAAGAUAUCCUAGAUCGCUUUUCCAUCCAUCGUUAUAUCCAGCGGUGUAGAGACCAUCGCCGCAUCCAGAGGUCCGUUUAGAGGCACAGGAACUUGCUGCCUCUGAACGGCUCAUAUUCAUAUGCACUCAGCGCAGAUAUUUUGCUUAUGAAAAUAGCUGCUUGAGUCAGAAGCGACCUGUGUCCGCGUCAAGUUCAAUCCACUUCUUGAACCCCUUUCUAGAUCAGUAAGGGCUAAUAAGGGCGAGUGGCCGCGUAAAGGCAUCCGAAUGUUUGCGUUAUGAUGAAACGACACCCGAUAAUCCUCCCGUACGAAUGUGCAAUUUCGCGACUACUGGUAAAGUUUACGCAUCUCAUAACGGUAACCAGUUAGUGGUACGUCUCACCCGGUCAAGAUACUGGGCUCCGAAGGGCUGCAAGGCCUGCGUCACCCACAAGAAGAGAUUGCAAGAGAGAUGUCCAGAUGAUGGGAAAUUUUCCGAAAGAGCGAGUAUUCCCGGCCAUUCACGUCCACAGGGAUUGACUUACAGAAUAACACUGGAACAGCUUGUCUCAUCACAAAAGGAUUUGACGACCGAGAAAUUCCUUGUUGCUCUCGCUCGGUUCGUAUCCAGAAGAGGGUGUCCUCUUUUUUUUACAAGCCGUAAAAGAAUCUGUGACUUAUGUGUAUAGUCAUUAGCAGCUCAACCACAUAUGGGACGCCUAUGAGAAGCGAGUAUCAAGAGCUUCAAGACCUUGUUUUACAAGUCCAGCCCUACGCGGAAGUACACCUUAGAAAAGCUGUCCACCCUCCUAGCAAAAACCGAAGCUUGUCUAAAUUCCAGACCGCUAUUUCAUUCUGAACCAGUGGUCUCUAAAGUCUCUCCAUCAACAAUUCCGCGCUCGAUGGAAGGGUGAGUAUCUAAAAGAGCUUCACAAGCGCAACAAGUGGCAAUUUCCCACGGAAAAUCUCCGCGACGGUGACAUGGUCGUCAUCAAGGACGACAAUCUGCCCUCGAAAGAGUGGCGACUAGGUAGAAUCGACUUCGUCUUUCCAGAAGCUGAAUACAACUUCCGCGUAAUCGACAUUCGAACGGAACGUAGCGUUGUCCGGCGUCCAGUAACUAAGGUUGUUCACCUACCGGGACAGCCUUCCACAUCUACUACUUAGUAUUUUAUAUUCUGCUAUCCAUCGACAAUUAGCACGCACCACUCCAGUAUAAAACAUCUCCAUUUGUUUCUUCUUUUUCCAUGAUUCAUUCUCAGCUUUAUUAAAAAUGGCCCCACGACAACGCAGCGACCAAGCAUUGUUGAGCAGACGUACUCGAGGUAAGCAGACCUACCGAUGCCGAGUCUGCCGGGGAAUUCAUCCUCUGAAAAGGUGUCAGAGGUUCCGAAAGCUGAGCGCGGAGAAGCGGCUCCGGGCGGUGCUUACCAAUAAGUACUGCUCGAAUUGCCUCGACCAUGAGCAUUCGCAAGGAAACUGUCGUAGGUUUCCAACUGGAGUCACCACACUCUGCUUCCCAUGACAGAGCCUCCCAGCGCCCAGCGGUGUUCCGCUUCUCGGCAGCGCUCGCGACGGCAAGAUCCGCCAACUCGCAGAGCGCUCGCCUCGACACCGGGUCCAUCGCUUUUUGUUUUACGGCACAGUGUACACGUCCUGCCGACAGCUAUGGUCAAGCUGGAUACCGGGCCGCCCUUAUCGACCCGUGCACCCCGUCCACCUUUCGAUUGCCGACAACCAGUGUCGGUGACGAGAGGAUCUGCUCGGCAACGAUUCGGUCGAAGGUCUAUGAAGGGACCAAGUUGGAGGUGGUCCUGAAGAUUGACCCAAACGUCCGCAUCCGCACCCCGAUCCGACCGCUCCCCGAAACUAUCGUCGACAAAAUUUAAGGAUCUCCCACUUGCCGAUAAGCGGCUCUUCUUGCGAGGACCAAGAACGUUGCAACGCCAGUGGUUGCAUGGGGGCGGAAUGUUUUGGCAACGAAACGGGGUUUAUGAUCCGCUCUCCCUCUCGUCCAUGCUCGCUUCCAGUGUUCCAGUGUUUCAGCCCCCACAGCGAGCCGCCGCAAGCUGCCUUCAGCAGGAGUUGACCCCCAACGAUGUCUGCAGAUGUAAUUUAAAUUUAUAAAAUUCGAGCCACCAGUUUAUUAAAUUACACGAAAUACUGCUUUAAUAGAAAUAUAUAAGAAAUAGUUUUUUUCAGCACUCGUAUUUUUGCUUAAGUUUACAUAUCGUAAAACGGGACCUGCCAAUACAUUAUGGCUCCAUUUUUUAAAUACGUGUAGACCUCGGAUAUGCUCCCAACCUAUGACGGUAAUUAGGUCUUCCUUUUCUAAACAUUUCUGUAUUAUAGAUUUAAUGAUUUUGUGAUAGUUAGCGAGAAAACUCUCAAAUUAAACCGCCCCAGUUCCAAAUUCCACUAAUUCAUCAACUCAUCUGAGCUAGAUGGACAGACAUACAAACUUAAGCAUUCAUUAUAGUUAAAACGACAAUUGUGAGAAGAAUUUGUAAAUGUUUAUAAUAUAAAAACCUUAAAAUGUACUUUAAAAUAAGGAUAAGAGUAAGAAUAUAUCGAUGGACUAAAGAAUUAAGGUACAAAUAUUUUUCUGCGGAAAUGCGUGUGUUUGUGCCUAACCGAAGUAGACACUUCCGGGUCACACCGCGGGACAA